AUGGAAUUUGCCAAGUUGGGUCCCUCCGACCCAGGUGGCUCCUCACGCCGCUCCACCACUCCUCUUACCAAACCAACAUCAUCCCCCUCUUCAUCCUCCGGAACCACCAAAAAAAAACUCAUCACGCUCUCUCUUAUCGCCGCCGUCUUAAUCGUCGCCGCCGCCAUCUCCGCCGCUCUCGUUACCGUCGUCCGCUCCCGCGCCUCCGAUAACCAAAACGGGUCCAACCUUGCCCGCAAACCUACUCAGGCAAGACCCGAUUCAUUUUAUCACAGAAAAUUUUAA
Sphenostylis stenocarpa is the source of this 285-nucleotide messenger RNA. The record is from the annotation of a GenBank genome assembly. Lineage: Eukaryota; Viridiplantae; Streptophyta; Magnoliopsida; Fabales; Fabaceae.